CACCCCCAAGCCCGGUCCUUGGCUCCCACCCUUGUGUACCUGGGCGAAUCCAUUCCUCAGGGCGCGCGGGGGCGGGUGGCUCGGAGAGCCGCAGUAGGCCAAGGAAGUUUCCUCGGAUCGCUGAAAGCCUGCGCUUCGUCCACGUUGUCUCCGUUCCUUAAAACUUCUAGAACGCGGCAGGGUGGACUUGGAAUAGGGAAGAGGAACGGAAGCGAGAAGGGGAGGGGCGUGCACCCCUCCCGGCCGUGGUGCGCGCCGCGCCCCCUACCCUCCGGUACUUGGGAAGGGACGCGCGGGCCGGGCGCGCCUAGACGGCCGCGAUGGCGCUGGUGGCCCGCGGGCUGUCCCGUGGGCUGGCCUCCCGCCCGGCCGCCACAGGCCGGGGCGCGGUCGUCUUCGUGUGGCUCCUUCUGAGCACCUGGUGCACAGCUCCUGCCAGUGCCAUCCAGGUGACCGUGUCAGACCCCUACCACGUGGUGAUCCUAUUCCAGCCGGUGACCCUGCCCUGCACCUACCAGAUGACCACGACCCCCACGGUACCCAUCGUGAUCUGGAAGUACAAGUCCUUCUGCCGGGACCGCAUCGCCGACGCCUUCUCCCCGGCCAGCGUUGACAACCAGCUCAACGCCCAGUUGGCGGCUGGUAACCCAGGGUACAACCCCUACGUGGAGUGCCAAGACAGCGUGCGCACUGUCAGGGUUGUGGCCACCAAGCAGGGCAAUGCUGUGACCCUGGGAGAGUACUACCAGGGCCGGAGGAUCACCAUCACAGGAAAUGCCGACCUGACCUUUGACCAGACGGCGUGGGGAGACAGUGGUGUGUAUUACUGCUCCGUGGUCUCAGCCCAGGACCUCCAGGGGAACAAUGAGGCGUACGCGGAGCUCAUCGUCCUUGGCAGGACCUCUGGGGUGGCUGAGCUCUUACCUGGUUUUCAGGCGGGGCCCUUGGAAGACUGGCUCUUCGUGGUCAUAGUUUGCCUGGCCUUCUUCCUCUUCUUCCUCCUCCUGGGCAUCUGCUGGUGUCAGUGCUGCCCGCACACCUGCUGCUGUUAUGUCAGAUGUCCCUGCUGCCCGGACAAGUGCUGCUGCCCGGAGGCCCUGUAUGCUGCUGGCAAAGCAGCCACCGCAGGCGUCCCAAGCAUCUACGCCCCCAGCACCUAUGCCCACCUCUCCCCAGCCAAGACCCCGCCCCCACCAGCCAUUAUUCCCAUGGGCCCCGUCUACAACGGGUACCCUGGAGGGUACCCUGGAGACUUCGACAGGAGCAGCUCAGUCGGAGGCCACAGCUCCCAGGUACCCCUGCUUCGUGACGUGGACAGCAGUGUGACCUCAGAAGUCCGUAGCGGCUACAGGAUUCAGGCCAACCAGCAGGAUGACUCCAUGCGGGUCCUGUAUUACAUGGAGAAAGAGCUGGCCAACUUUGACCCUUCUCGACCUGGCCUCCCCAAUGGCCGUGUGGAGCGGGCCAUGAGUGAAGUCACCUCCCUUCAUGAGGACGACUGGCGAUCUCGCCCUUCCCGGGGCCCUGCCCUCACCCCGAUCCGGGAUGAGGAGUGGGGUCGCCGCUCCCCCCAGAGUCCCAGGAGGUGGGAGCAGGAGCCUCCCACAGAGCGGCCAGGAAGUGGCUGGCGGGCUGGGCGGCCCCGGGCCCGCUCUGUGGAUGCUCUGGAUGACCUGCGGCCAGACUCUGCUGAGUCAGGGGAGAGGUCGCCCCCAAGUAGUGGGCGGAGAGGCCGGGCCUACGCGCCCCCGCGAAGCCGCAGCCGCGAUGACCUCUAUGACCAAGACGAUCUGAGGGACUUUCCAAACUCCCGGGAUCCCCACUAUGAUGUCAGGUCUAGGGAUCGUCAUUAUGCUGACCCCAGGUCCCACUACCACCGGUCCCGGGACCCUCGGGACAAUGGCUCCAGGUCUGAGGACCCUCAGUAUGACCGGCGGCUGCUAGAAGAGGCCUUGAGAAAAAAGGGGUCGGGGGAGAGGAGACCUUACAGGGAGGAAGAGGAGGAGGAGGAGGCCUACUACCCCCCGGCGCCUCCCCCUUACUCCGAGACCGACUCCCAGGCGUCCCGAGAGCGGAGGCUUAAGAAGAACUUGGCCCUGAGUCGGGAAAGUUUAGUCGUCUGAUCUCACAUUUUGUAUGUAGCUUUUGUACUUUUUUUUUUUUUAAUUGGAAGGAACACUGAGAAAGCUCUUCCCCUCUUAAGUCUAAAUAAAAUUUAUAAUCACAA
This is a messenger RNA of Lemur catta (Ring-tailed lemur), 2227 nucleotides long. RefSeq names its product lipolysis stimulated lipoprotein receptor (gene LSR). Gene Ontology annotation, biological process: tricellular tight junction assembly; establishment of blood-brain barrier. Bases 321 to 2123 code for a protein of 600 amino acids. Gene Ontology annotation, cellular component: tricellular tight junction; plasma membrane. The record is from RefSeq and is a predicted model, not a curated record. The transcript is spliced from 10 exons. Lineage: Eukaryota; Metazoa; Chordata; Mammalia; Primates; Lemuridae.